Molecule: messenger RNA, 2634 nt
Organism: Ricinus communis (castor bean)
Lineage: Eukaryota; Viridiplantae; Streptophyta; Magnoliopsida; Malpighiales; Euphorbiaceae
Product: E3 ubiquitin-protein ligase ORTHRUS 2
Exons: 9
Coding region: 116-2374 (752 amino acids)
Biological process (GO): protein ubiquitination; negative regulation of gene expression via chromosomal CpG island methylation
Molecular function (GO): ubiquitin protein ligase activity; metal ion binding
Source: RefSeq, a predicted model, not a curated record
ACGCUCUCUCUCACUCCUUAAAUUCCCCUGAAUCAAAGAGACGUCUCUUCACUCUUAUCCUAAGCAUACCCAAACUCUUAUCCUACGCGCGUACACACUCAGCAAUUAAAGAAAAAUGGCGCACGAUAUCCAAAUCCAACUCCCGUGUGACGGAGAUGGCGUUUGUAUGAAAUGCAAAUUAAAACCAAUAGAUGAAGAAACGCUAACGUGUAGCACGUGCGUAACUCCGUGGCACCUGACUUGUCUUUCCUCUAAAACAGAAACCCUAGCUUCAACUCUCCAAUGGGAGUGUCCUGAUUGCUCCGGUGCUGGCGGUGGUGGUGACGACGUCACUGCUGCAGCACCUGCGGACGUGGCAGCAGGAGGAGGAGGAAGUGAGUUAGUGACCAAAAUAAAAGAGAUUGAAGCUGAUGUUACGCUUAAUGAAAAGGAAAAAGCUAAAAAAAGACAAGCGUUAUUGAGUGGUACAAUUGAUGAUAACGACGAUGAUGAUGGCAGUGAAGAUAACAGUAAAAAUGAUGUUUUUGAUGUUCUUGAUGAGGCUUUUAAAUGCGCUUUUUGUAUGCAGUUGCCUGAACGUCCUGUUACUACACCAUGUGGCCACAAUUUCUGUCUCAAGUGUUUCCAGAGAUGGAUUGGACAAAGAAAGCUUACUUGUGCGAAAUGCCGCUCUGCAAUUCCUCCAAAAAUGGCUAGUCAGCCGCGUAUUAAUUCUAGUCUUGUAGCUGCCAUUCGUAUGGCUAAGUUGUCAAAAUCAAUUGUUUCUGGGGGGCUACCGAAAGUUUACCAUUUUGUGCACAAUCAAAACAGGCCAGACAAGGCAUAUACUACUGAACGUGCACAAAGAUCUGGCAAGGCUAAUGCUUGCAGUGGAAAGAUAUUUGUUACCGUGCCACCUGAUCAUUUUGGGCCUAUUCCAGCUGAAAAUGAUCCAGAAAGAAAUCAAGGUGUACUUGUUGGGGAGUGUUGGGAGGAUAGAUUGGAAUGCAGGCAAUGGGGUGCACAUCUUCCUCAUGUUGCUGGUAUUGCUGGUCAGUCAAACUAUGGUGCACAGUCAGUUGCACUUUCUGGAGGCUAUAUAGAUGAUGAAGAUCAUGGUGAAUGGUUUCUGUACACUGGAAGUGGCGGUCGGGACCUGAGUGGAAAUAAGAGAACAAAUAAGGAGCAGUCAUUUGAUCAGAAAUUUGAAAAGAUGAAUGAGGCGCUUAGACUGAGUUGCAGAAAGGGCUACCCUGUUAGGGUUGUGAGGUCUCACAAGGAGAAACGUUCCUCAUAUGCCCCUGAAAGUGGGGUGCGCUAUGAUGGAGUUUAUAGAAUAGAAAAGUGCUGGCGGAAAGUUGGAAUUCAAGGUCAUAAGGUUUGUAGAUACUUAUUUGUUAGAUGCGACAAUGAACCUGCUCCUUGGACAAGCGAUGAGCAUGGUGACCGACCAAGACCCUUGCCUGUUAUAAAAGAGCUUGCAAAAGCAACUGACAUAACGGAGAGAAAGGAAAGUCCAUCAUGGGAUUUUGAUGAAAGUGAUGGGCGCUGGAAAUGGAAAAUACCUCCACCUCAAAGCCGAAAACCAGUUAAUGCUAGAAACUCUGAGGACUUAAAGAUGUCAAGGAAAGUUAUUCGGAAAGCACAGAAUACAAGUGUGAGGGACCGACUCCUAAAAGAAUUCAGUUGUUUAAUAUGUCGGCAAGUGAUGAAUCAACCAAUUACAACGCCCUGUGCGCAUAACUUCUGCAAGUCGUGUUUGGAGGGUGCAUUCACUGGGAAGACUCUUAUGAGAGAGAGAAGUAAAGGUGGACGGACACUUCGGGCACAAAAAAAUAUCAUGCACUGCCCUCGUUGCCCAACGGACAUUUCUGAUUUUCUUCAAGACCCUAAGGUUAAUCGAGAAGUAAUGGCAGUGAUUGAAUCACUUCAACGUCAGACAGAAGAGACUGUGGAUUCUGUGGAUGAUUCAGGUGAGGAAGAGGCAGAUGGAUCUGAGGAGAAUCCUUGUGUUACAGAAGCUGGAGAAGAUGAUUCUGAGAAGACUGCUGCUCACAAUGGCUUGGAGAAUCCAAGUAAGUGUGAGCCUGAGGUUGCCAUCGAGCAGAAGAAAGAGAAUGAAAUUUCUGCAGGGAAGACUGGGUGCGGAAAUGAGCACUCUGAAGAAGCUAGCAAACUAGAGUCAGAAGUUGCUGAAGAUGGUGGUUUGAAUGUGCAAGUCCCUGCAGCAAGGCUCUCUUGUAAAAGGAAGAUUCCUGACAGUGGGGCUGAGUCACGGGAACCAACUGUUGGGGCAAAGAAAAGGAACCGUAGAGGUCAGGAAGCAACAGCGGAUGGCAAUAAUUCACCAUCAAGUCCUCUCAAUGUGAGAUCAUCUGAUGAUGACUUUGAAUGAAUGAUACAUUGAUUCUCAUUUCUGUUUGAACUAUUUUUAGAAACUUGACAAGGUUCAUGGUGACCUUCUCCCACAACUUUAUGGGUACCCAUGCUUCAAUUUUGAAUGGCUGGGUUGUUUUGGGAGCAACACAUAUCUGUUUCUGGAUGGUAGAAAGUAUCUACUGAUACAGCAUCCCCUUCUGAAAACAUUCACCAUGAUAAAUUUUUUCUACCUAUAUAUUUAUAUAUUAUACACACAUGUAUGUAUAUUUUUCAUGA